AUGGCUGUAAGAGCCGGCCUUGAUGUUUUUGUCAUUGACUACAAAACCCCAGAAAUAGAUUUCAAAUCGUGUAAAAGUGGACUUCUUCAUAGAAAAGUAAAACAGAUUGGAAAUAAAGACUACGAGAUUGUCUUACCAACUGGCACCAAGGUAAAGGCAGUUCAAACCCGUCAAUCAGGUGAAUGGGACAGAUUUAUGGAAGUUGACAUCUAUCCAGGACUUCCUGAUAAAGGAUCAGUGGACGGCCUGUGCGGAAACUUUGACGGGAACUCUGAGAAUGAUGUCGAAAUAUCAUCCACGCCUAUAAUUGCCUCGUUUUAUCCAAUUAAAGAAUCGUCUUUACAGAAAUACACAGUAAAUGCAACAAUGGAUCUUUUUAAUCCUAACAUCUACGAAGGCCUAACAGACAUUAACAGUCAAGUCAAGUUCUGUGAGUGUGGAGAAGAAAACCUAAUAUCGGCGCAAAAAGGGCACUUUGAGGACACGAAAAUUCUAUGUAAGGCAGAUACCAAAAACACUUGUGUGGAAGAUGGAAGUGUUGAUUUUCAUACUUGUGCUGUAGCGAGAAAGAAACGAUCUAUUGAUCGCCAUUUAUCCGCUAAUACCAAACUUGGAGCGACCAAUGAGAUAACAUCAUCAACGGCUUGGGCAAGAAUCCACAUUGAAGCUAUUAAGGAGACAUGUGUAGAACAUGUUAAAUUCAACCAACCUAUCCCUCCUGAAGUUUUUCGUAACGUGACUGCAACCCCAAAAGAGUGGUUUACUAAUACUACUAACCAAACGGAAAUUAAUGAAACAGGAAAACCUACAACGACUCCAACUCCAGUUCCAGCUUAUACACCACUCUUCUCAGUUGAUGUUCUUGAAACUAUUGCUAGUGUUGCAUGUCCCGGUGACUGUAAUGGACACGGAGAUUGUGUAAAAGGUAAAUGUAACUGCAGUGCUGGCUUUUUUGACAUCGACUGUGGAUUAGAUAUUCGGCAACCACCAAUAAUAUCGGGAAUUCCUGAUAUGGGGCUGUGUGAUGUGCAUCAACGAGACUGUGCUAUGACGUCAAUACUGGGAAGGAAAUUUGUAAACAGCAAAAACCUAACCUGUAAAUUUAAAUCAUUUCAGGUAAGGGAAAACAGCUCGUUUUUAUAUGCUGACCAUUUUAUAACGAUUCCCGGAGAAUUAGCGACGUCGGUUGAGGUCAGCUGCAUUUUGCCAACAAUACGCAGAAAGCGUUUUGAUUCGGACAAAGACACUGGGGAACAUAUCGCGACAGGAUAUAACGUCUCAAUAAGUAACGAUGGCUUAGCGUUUAGUGAUGAGGACUCUUUCAUCGUUUAUGAUUCUACUUGCGUAACUUGCUCCCCAACAGCUAUCGGACAGAUAUCAUGCUCAAUGAAGGUACCAAUGCGGAAAUAUGCACAGACACUCAAACUAAUGUUUUCCCGUAGAAACAGUAUUCUGGAGAAAGCUUGA
This is a messenger RNA of Mya arenaria, 1467 nucleotides long. RefSeq lists its product as uncharacterized. The record is from RefSeq and is a predicted model, not a curated record. The transcript is spliced from 7 exons. Lineage: Eukaryota; Metazoa; Mollusca; Bivalvia; Myida; Myidae. The coding region runs from base 1 to 1467 and encodes 488 amino acids.